AUGACAGAUGAGAUGACUGACUAUGCACAAGAUUCUGAUAAUUAUACACCAAACAAGGAUUACAAUUUCGAAAGUACUGGUCAGAAUAAUAUUGAUGAGACAGUAUAUGAUUCUGAUACUUUAACACCUGCAGUUAAUACAUUGCCACUAUCAAAAAAAAGUUAG
Messenger RNA from Cetraspora pellucida, 165 nucleotides. Lineage: Eukaryota; Fungi; Glomeromycota; Glomeromycetes; Diversisporales; Gigasporaceae. The record is from the annotation of a GenBank genome assembly.